AUGAGUUCGGAAAUGGAGGCCAAGCUGCAGGAGCUCGAGUCGCGCCUUGCCGCCCUGGAGGGUACCGCAGGUGGUGACGAUGGCGUCCUUCCCUCCCGAAAGACCGGCGGGGACGCGCAGAUCAUGAAGAAGGUGGCCACCCGCCUGCAAGACUUCGAGUCGCAGAUCACGGCCCAGCUGGCGAACCUGCAGACCGACUUCGACAAGAAGCUCAGCCACGUCAAUCGUGGUGCGGCUGCAACCAAACCGGUGGAUGGUGCUGGGGGUGCGGCAGGCCUGGACACCAUGGCCGAGGACCUCGACCAGUUGAAGUACGACGUCGGUGAGCUCAAAGAUCUUCUAGGCAACAACAAGGGCGAAGUGAACCACAUCCGCCGCAUCGUGCUGGCUUGCGAGCGUGACAUGGAGGACUUCACAGCUGCCAUGGACGCCGUGAACGUGGACUUGGACGAGAUGCGCGCCCGUGUCGACGCCACCCACUCCAUCAUCACCUCCCGCCAACGUGUGGAGGCCACAAUGACGGCUGAGAUUUCCACCAUGCGCCUGGACAUCGGAGACAUCCAGGAAGCCUUGAAGAACCACGACAGCUGGAUGGAGGAUGUGUCGAACACGCUGCAGCAGAUGCAAGAGAAGGAGGAGAACUUGACAGAGGACAUCAUCAACCUGAAGAACGAGAUGAACACAAAGCUGGACACGAAGGUGGACAACGUUGCCUGGAAGGAGGCGAAUGACGAUUUGGAUGCAGCCAUCAAAACGGUCCGGGACAUGGUCUCCUCCUUGCGCCUGGACGUGGACGCGCGCCGCCGCAAGGUCGACGAGAUUUUGGCCACCAUUCGCCAUGACAUCACUGCGGUGGAGACCAACCUCGAGGAGUCGAAGGCGAAGAUCACCAGUGACACGGACCAGGCGGUGAAUGCCCUGAAUGGGCGCAUUGACUUCACCAACAAGGACGGGCGACUCGACAUGACACUCGAAGAGUCCACCACUGGCACAUCCCCCACGAACUAUGCCUAA
This is a messenger RNA of Symbiodinium natans, 1014 nucleotides long. NCBI's taxonomy places the organism in Eukaryota, Dinophyceae, Suessiales, Symbiodiniaceae. The record is from the annotation of a GenBank genome assembly.